AUGCUUCAUCUUUUUCAACUCUUUCUUUUGCUUCUAGCCCUCAUCCCUCGUGAAGCCAUAGCCCAAUAUCCACCACCUUACACUUCUUUUUUUGCUCCACUCCACAAGCACACGGAUGCCGUUAACCCUCUCUACAGUGUUCAGAUCAUGACAGCAUACGUAAACAUGCAAUUCGUGCAUUCCUACUUCCUUAUAGACAUCGAUGCUCCUGUCACAUGGCACGAUUGCAUUGUGCAAUGGAAUAUGUAUCCAGGCAGUUGCCCUGACAACACGCUUUGCACCUCUCCGGUCUCUUGCGACGAAUAUCAAUGUACAGAAGUACAGACUUCUUACUCUUAUAAAAGUCCUUAUUGUCCUCGGGUAAAAGAUACUACUCCAUCACCUGAAGGAUACUGCACAUGCUCAAUAAAUGUAAUGAACCCGAUAAACUGGCCAUGUAGUCAAGCUUUACUUAACUAUGACAACUUUUUUGUGAACACAAGUAAUGGUAGGAACCCUCUUCCUGGUUUCUAUGCUGCUUUCUCAAACGCAGCGUGUGCUCCUUCGUCAGCAUUCGAAUCGUUCCCAGCAAAUGUUACUGGUGUCAUGGCACUUUCCUUGUCCCCUUCUGCCUUUCUAGUUUCUUUAGAUCAACCACCACUUAAAAGAACAUUUUCUCUUUGUUUACCUAGCACCUCUUCUGCUCCUGGGAUUUUAUUCUAUGGAAAUGGUCCUUUUCAUCUUCUUCCACAAUCUAAUAUUGAUGUAAAAAAUUUCCUUUCUUAUACACCAUUAUUAAAGCAUCCGGAUUCGUUUGGAUACUUUAUUGGUGUCAAUUCCAUUGUAAUUAAAACGAGGUCUAUCGACAUUCCAGGAAAUACCACUGCCAAGCUUAGUACAAUAGAACCUUACACCACUCUUAGAACAGACAUCUAUAAUCGCGUGGUGAGGAGGUUUUCAAUGGUUACAAAACGAUUCCCUCCUGCAAACCCGAUAGCACCGUUUGGUCUUUGUUUUAGCACCUUCACCAAUGGUACCAAAGUUGAUUUAAAAGUUCCUGAUAUUGAUUUCAAUCUCCCUGAUGGGAAGAAGUGGGCUAUAUCCACUGCUAACUCCAUGAAACAGAUAACAUCAGACGUUGCGUGCCUGGCGUUUGUUGAUGGCGGUGCUACAAGUGAACAUGCAAUCGUUAUUGGGACAUAUCAGUUUGAGGAUAACUUUCUGUUGUUCGAUUUAGAGAACUCGAUUUUUGGAUUUAGUUCUUCGUUGUUACGUAAGAAAACAUCUUGUGCAAACUUCAACUUUACCAUGGGUAGUGGUUAA
Molecule: messenger RNA, 1302 nt
Organism: Helianthus annuus (common sunflower)
Lineage: Eukaryota; Viridiplantae; Streptophyta; Magnoliopsida; Asterales; Asteraceae
Product: chitinase CLP
Exons: 1
Coding region: 1-1302 (433 amino acids)
Biological process (GO): proteolysis
Molecular function (GO): aspartic-type endopeptidase activity
Source: RefSeq, a predicted model, not a curated record